UCGAAAUAGUAUCACUUUGGAACUGAGCUUCCUCGCUCUCUUCCAUGGCGACGGCGCUCCUCCAAAACCCCUCAUUCUAGUAGCUUCAAUUCCUUCGAUUUCACAGGCAAGUCGUUUUUCAUUUCUGCUGUUUCUCUCAACAUGAUUGCAAUUGCACGCAAGAACCUCUCCCGUUUGUUUAUAAACCCUAAUCCAUUUCUCUGCAACUCAAAUGUGCUCUCGUUUUCUACUCGGAGGGUGAAAACACUAAUCCCUAACCCUGAGAUCUGCGAUUUAUUGAUUAAUAAACUCCGAUUUUCUCCUGAAUCGGCUUCACUAGCUUCAUCGCGUUUUCCGAAAUAUAGAGAUCCCCAAAGAGCUGAUUUAGUGCUUUCAUUCCUCAAAGAAAAUAGCUUUACGAUUACUCAGCUGCAAAAAGUUGUCGUAUUUAAUCCUCGGGUUCUAGGGUUUACUAUUGAGGGUAUUAAAUCCAGAUUGAAGGUGUUCCAUGAGUUGGGGCUUUCUUCCGAGGAGAUUGCCAAGAUGAUUUCCAAUAAUCAGUCGAUUUUAAAUUCAAGUAUGGCGAACAAGAUCAUUCCCAAUUUAUUGAUGCUCCAGGGCUUAUUGGGAUCCAAUGAUGAUGUAGCCAGACUUGUGAAGCGAUGCCCCCGGGCUUUUUUAGCUGAUUUGGAGAAAACAGUAAUGCCAAAUGUGGAAAUCUUGAAGAAGUGUAGUAUGCCAAUGGAGCGCAUCCUUCACUUGCUCUACAUUCGCCCAAGAACUUUCUUGGUUAAGUCGGAUACUAUGAUGAAAUCUGUUGAAAAGGCCAUUGAAAUUGGGGUGCCUCUCACUUCAAGUGCUUUUGUUUAUGCUGUUACUGUUUUUAAUCAUACAAGCGAAGGGAUGUGGGAAGUCAAGUUGCGAAUUCUCCGAGAUUUGGGAUUUUCUGAUGAAGGUAUAGUCACAAUGUUUAGGAAGCAACCUAAUGUUUUUACAGCAUCUGGACACAAACUGAAGAACAAAAUAGAGUUUCUUCUUGCUACUGGGAAGUUCAGUGCAUCCAGUAUUGUAACUUGUCCGGCAGCACUUGGCUACAAUAUCGAGAAGAGGCUUGAGCCGCGGAUGCAAAUUCUGAGACUUUUGGAGAGUAGGAAUCUGAUUGAAAAGUGGCCUAGCCUUUCAGGAAUUACUUCGUUUACAGAUUAUAUGUUUUUUGAUAAAUUCAUUAGGCCUUGUUAUGACGAGAUUGGAGAAGAGCGCAUCAUCAUGAAAUUUGUCACAGGAAAAGAAAGAGUUGAAGAUGUAAGCAAAUGCUUGCGGAGCUCAAUCUGAAGUAAUAGUGAAUAGGUUAAGUGAAAGGUUAAUAGAUGUUUAGUUUCUUAUUAGGCCUUAUGGCGAUGAGUUUACUGAAGAACACAUCGGAAAGAUGUAUUUCAAGUAGCAUUGUUUGGGUAAACUAAGGAUGUUAGAAUCAUUCUGCUGUUUGGUGGUGUUUCUGCUUGUUCUGACUGUAAUUGUGUUUAUUGCCUUGUUAGUGAUGUAUUUCUAUUCCUAAUAUUGUGUUAAUCAUGGAUAUUUAACUGGUACUUACUAUAUAUUUAACAGAGUUCUGUACGUCUCU
Salvia splendens (bonfire salvia) is the source of this 1600-nucleotide messenger RNA. Its product is annotated as transcription termination factor MTERF4, chloroplastic. Lineage: Eukaryota; Viridiplantae; Streptophyta; Magnoliopsida; Lamiales; Lamiaceae. Gene Ontology annotation, biological process: regulation of DNA-templated transcription. Gene Ontology annotation, molecular function: double-stranded DNA binding. The transcript has a single exon. The record is from RefSeq and is a predicted model, not a curated record. Bases 142 to 1311 code for a protein of 389 amino acids.